AUAGAACUUAUUUUAGGGUAUAACAUUUGCCCCCCAAUGAAGAAGUUUGAGGGUAGUGAAAACUUUCAAUGGGUGUCUGUCUUUCUUAUUGCUCUGUUCAUCUUGGUUUUGAAUUUUGCGCAGGUUUUCACUUUUUCAACUAUGACUGCCUCGUUAAAAACCUUAACUAGAAAAAACCCUGUGGGAUAAAAAAUCUAGUUUAAGGAAAAAAGAGUGCAGCUCAGGUUUUUCCUUUAUGAUUCCUGGUGCAGUUGGUAUGAUAGGUCCUUUUGGUUCAAACCCUUAUUUCUUUGGGAUUUUAUGCAAUUUAUCCUUUUGGCUUUCAAAUGGGGCUUUCUUGGGUUUCUCGAUUCUUCCUUUUCUUUUUUGUUUGACUUCUUUUUGAUUUCUUUUUGUUUUCUUUUGGGUUUCCCGAUUCUUCCUUUCUUUUUGACUUCUUUUUGAUUUCUUUUUUGUUUUCUUCCUUUUGAGAAAGACUUCUUUGAUUUUGGUUACGUCGGUUGUCUUAUGAUGGCUGUUAAUCCUUUUGCUCUUGGUUCUAUUCUGAUCCUUGCUUUUGGCUCUGUUCUGAUUUCUACUUUUGGCUCUGUUCUUAUCUCUACUUCCGGUUCUGUUUUGACUUCUGCCUCCGGCUCUGUUCCGAUUUCUGCUUCCAUUGGUUCUUGCAUUUUCUUUCUUCUUCUUUGCCAUUUUUAUGUUUUGACAGAGGAGAAUCCUUCAAAAUCUGCUGUUAUGGCUCCAGUUGCUUGGGAUAUUGCCGAGAUGGGGGUGGAUCCCAUUGUCAGAGUGAGCCUUUCUUCUUCCGAAUCCAAGUGUUUUAACGUUUUCCAUUUUCCUGGCUGGUUUGUGGUGAACGAUGCUUUUCAUCAUGUAGAGAGAAAUCCCAUGACUCUUCCUUUUCCGGCAGAGCACUGCAUCCAAGAACAACACCAGCUUCAUCGCCUCAAUCUUUCUAUCUCCGGCUCCUCCAAACCCUCCCCCAAUUCCAACUACCGAGAUCGUGAAAGGAGGCAAGACAAGGAACACUGCUUGGAAUGCUACAAUUGCCAGUACGAGGAAGAAGCCAACGAGCGUGAGUGUGCGUGGUUGGAUAAAUUGGUGGAUCGAGAGCGUGAGAAGGAGUUGAAGGUGAUUAAAGAACAAUAUAUUGGAUCAAAAUCCUCACAAGGCCCAGCUCAAGGGUUCCGAGCCAAAAUUGACCAGAGGGAGCAGAGAAAGCUUGCUGCCAAGAAUGAUUGGGCAGCUUUUGAGGACGUAGAGGAUUCUGUUAUAGCUAUUCACAGUUGGAGUAGUUUUGUGAAUGCGGAGGUUCUCAAGCAAUUGAAUGAGCUAGCUUCAAAGAUUUUGCAUUCAAAAGCUCCGUUUCUAACUUGAGUUUUGGUUUGAAAUUUGCAUUAACUUCUGUAGCACAUCUUGCAUAGCUUUUGUCAAGGUAUUUAUGUACAUCUAAAGCUUGCUCGCCGCCUUUUGCUUGGGUGUUUAUGUACACCCAAACUUACUUAUAGCUUUCGUUUGCCUGUGUAUCUUUUGCCUGGGUAUUUUAUAUACACCCAAACUUGCUCGCAACUUUUUGCUUGUCUGUGUAACUUCUGCUUGGGUAUUUAUGUACACCCAAACUUGCUCACAGCUUUUGCUUGUGUAACUUCUACUUGGAUAUUUAAGGUACACCCAAACUUGCUCACAGCUUUUUGCUUGUUUGUGUAACUUAUGCUUGGAUAUUUAAUGUACACCUAAACUUGCUCACAGCUUUUGCUUGUGUAACUUCUACUUGGGUAUUUAAGGUACUUGGGUAUUUAAGGUACACCCAAACUUGCUCAUAGCUUUUGCUUGUGUAACUUCUGCUUGGGUAUUUAAUGUACACCAAAACUUGCUCACAGCUUUUGCUUGUGUAACUUCUGCUUGGAUAUUUAUGUACAUCCAAACUUGCUCGCAACUUUUUGCUUGUCUGUGUAACUUCUGCUUGGGUAUUUAUGUACACCCAAACUUGUUCACAGCUUUUUUGCUUGCUUAACUUUUGCUUGAAUAUUUAUGUACAUCCAAACUUGCUAGUAGCUUUUUGGUUGUCUGUGUAACUUCUGCUUGGGUAUUUAUGUAAACCCAAACUUGCUCACAGCUUUUUUGCUUGCGUAACUUUUGCUUGGAUAUUUAUAUACAUCCAAACUUGCUCGCAGCUUUUUUCUUGUCUGUGUAACUUCUGCUUGGGUAUUUAUGUACACCCAAACUUGCUCACAGCUUCUUCACUUGCGUAACUUUUGCUUGGAUAUUUAUGUACAUCCAAACUUGCUCGCAGCUUUUUUCUUGUCUGUGUAACUUCUGCUUGGGUAUUUAUGUACACUCAA
This is a messenger RNA of Rubroshorea leprosula, 2339 nucleotides long. The record is from the annotation of a GenBank genome assembly. Lineage: Eukaryota; Viridiplantae; Streptophyta; Magnoliopsida; Malvales; Dipterocarpaceae.